ACAGAUAGGUUGUCAAUUAAAUCCGCUGAAAACAUAAUAAAUUCGAAAGGGCCUAUAAAUAAAUCUAUUCUAAAACAAAUGUUUACGUUAAAAAAUAAAUAAUAACGGAAUUUAAACAUUUUGUUAAUAAAAUAUAACUAAACAAUGAAUGCAGUGGUCAGACAAAUGGUUACGCAGCAGACGUAUAGGUUAUGUUAUAGAACUUCAUACAAAUAUUUACAAGCUCCCGUAGCCUCAAGAUGUUAUGUUAUUAAUCGAAAUUAUUGUGAUAACAAAUUAGAAACAAGAAGACUUCCUCAAUUGAUGGAAUUUCCGCCUGUAGUAUGGCCAUCAUUUAUAAAUUUCAUCAAAAACUGGAUGUUUUCAACAUUUAUUAUCCGACCUUAUUUCGAGCCAGAAUUUAGUCUCCAAGAGUUUAUAGAAGCUUCUAAACAUGCUGUUCAGGUAGUGUCAGAAGGCCUGCAGAACAGUGAUUUUAAUAAUUUAGAUGGUUUGGUUGAAAAGGAUGCAAUAUCCACACUUAAAACAGCCGUGUCACAGUUGUCUAUUUCACAGAGGCAAUUAUUAAGGAUAGAUAAAGAUGAUAUUUUCUAUGCAUUUCCAUAUCAGGUAGGUGUUAUGUUUAAUGAUGCUGACAAGAGAUGGGUGGAGAUUACAAUGUGCUAUCAUGUUCUAAGAGGCCUGAAAAGCAUGAAAGACAGUGGAGAUUUACCUCCUAUUACAUUAGGGGGCCAACCAGAAUUUGAAGACAAAAUAUUUAUUCUUAACUACAGAUUCAUUAGAGAGUUCACAAAAGGUGUAGAAGACAGUUGGUGGAUUAAUAUUGUUAAUCAUUUCCAACCACAAAAUCUAAGGAGAAACUAAUUUCUUCCUUAAAUAAUGUAAGCGAAAUUUCAAACUAUUAUUUAACAUUGUGCUUUGGUAUAUAAGCAUCACAACAUUUUUUUUCAAGAAAGGCAAGUGCACUUUGGAAGUAGCACUUCUCAAGUUUUUUCUUCUUGGGUUCUUAUUCUAGAUAUAAUUAAAUUUUGUUGGUUUAUUUCACUUUGAUUACUAAUAAUACUUUUAAUGUAUUCUAGAAUAGCCCCAAUUUUUUGCCAUGUUCUCAUGUCAUUAUUAUGUGAUUUGACACAGUUGACAAUAAGGUAUAUUCAUGACAUAAAUACAUUUUAAAAUUUGAUCACUACAACAAACAAAACUAAAUAUUAUUCAGUUACAAAAAUAACUAUUUUCAUACUCAGCAAUUUAGUAAGUGUUAAUAAAAACAAAAUAUUUUUAGUUAAAACAGACUGUUAAUAGUUAGGAUGAAGUGUAUAUAUAAAAAAUAAAACAAGUUUGUUUGUA
Messenger RNA from Pieris napi, 1344 nucleotides. RefSeq lists its product as uncharacterized. The transcript has 4 exons. Gene Ontology annotation, molecular function: ribosome binding. Gene Ontology annotation, cellular component: mitochondrial inner membrane. The coding region runs from base 145 to 864 and encodes 239 amino acids. Gene Ontology annotation, biological process: inner mitochondrial membrane organization; protein insertion into mitochondrial inner membrane from matrix. Lineage: Eukaryota; Metazoa; Arthropoda; Insecta; Lepidoptera; Pieridae. The record is from RefSeq and is a predicted model, not a curated record.